Molecule: messenger RNA, 2350 nt
Organism: Etheostoma cragini (Arkansas darter)
Lineage: Eukaryota; Metazoa; Chordata; Actinopteri; Perciformes; Percidae
Gene: cavin1a
Product: caveolae associated protein 1a
Exons: 2
Coding region: 372-1637 (421 amino acids)
Biological process (GO): termination of RNA polymerase I transcription; transcription initiation at RNA polymerase I promoter
Cellular component (GO): cytoplasm; caveola
Molecular function (GO): rRNA primary transcript binding
Source: RefSeq, a predicted model, not a curated record
GGGGAGCCGGGGGCGUGGGGCCGGUUGAAGAAGGGAAAAUUUGGACUGGGUGGUUUCAGAGGGAGCAGAGGCAUUUGAGUCAGGGCACACAUGCCUCAGCUGUGAGAGGCCCUACUCCCCUUGGCUGGCUGGCAUCCCAGAGCAGAGGCAGAGAGACAGAGAAGGCUGAGAGCGUGAGACUGAGGGUGAAGAGAAAGUUUAAGCGUAAAGUAGACUAGGAAGAGGCGAACAAGUGGUCGAGAAAAAAAAAGAGAGAAAAGGAUCAGGGACUGAGUUUGGUGCAGCGUGGCUCCUGCAGGUUGUUUUUUACAGUAGUGUGUUUGUAUCUGUAGUGUGAGUGUGCAGGCGGUUUGUAUUUCGAGUUGACAGCCAUGGCUGACACAGAUGUCAAGAAGGUGCACGCAGCCCUAGCAGAAGUGCCUUUCGAUGAUGAUGAGGUAGCUCUGGUGGGUGCUGCCACAGAGCCGGCAGUAGAUGAUGAUGACCGUCUUGAGGGGGUGGACCUGGUGCUGGCAACUGGCCCUGGAGGCAAGAGCGAAGCGCAGAUGAACGGGGUCAUGGUCCUGUCUCUGCUCGACAAGAUUAUCGGGGUAGUAGACCAAAUCCAGCAGACCCAGAAUGGGCUCGAGGCCCGGCAGGAGGCCAUGGAGAAGUCAGUGUCAACUAUCCAAGGGGAGCUGGCUAAGUUGUCCAAGAACCACACUGGCACAUCCAACACUGUCAACAAAAUGCUGGAAAAGGUACGCAAGGUCAGCGUCAACGUCAAGACGGUGCGGAGCAACCUGGAGAAGCAGGCAGGCCAGAUCAAGAAGCUGGAGAACAAUGAGAACGAGCUGCUCAAGAGACGCAACUUCAAAGUCCUCAUCUACCAGGACAAAGUGAAGCCACCGAAGACAUCCAAAGCCAAGACAGCGGAGACAGAAGUGGAAGGCAUAGCCGUGGAGGGCCUAGAGCAGAUACCUGAGGGACAAGAGGGACUCCCAGUCAAUCUCAAUUCAGAUGAGGAGGUGGAGAUUGAGGAGAUUAUUGAGGAGUCUCGUACCAAGCGCCUCCAACGCACCACCAAACAGCAAGUGGACAACAUAAAGAAAGCCUUCUCCAAAGAGAAAAUGGAGAAGACCAAAUUAAAGACAAAGGAGAACUUGGAGAAGACCAAGCAGAGAACCCGUGAAAACCUAGAGAAGACCAGACAGAAAACCCGUGACAACCUGGAGAAAACCAAGCACAAUCUGGGAAAGAAGAUGGGCAAGCUCGGGACCCGCAUGACCCCCAACCUAGAGCGCAGGGCAAAAAUGAAGUCCUCCAAAGAGAAGGCGAAGAAGUCCCUCACUCCCGACCACACCAUUUACGCUCGCUCCAAGACCACUGUGUACCGCGUCCCCCCCUUCACCUUCCAUGUUAAGAAGUUCCGAGAAGGUGCGGAGGAGGUGGUGCAGAACACAGAGAUGGUGGAGGUGGCCGACGCCGAGGAGCAGUCAGCGGGCGAGGAGAACGGCCUGGGUGUGCACGUAGAAGUGGAGGAAGGGGAGCUGGUGCAUGUAGACAGCCCAGAGAUGGAGGCUCUGUUGCAGGUGACUGAGGACUCUCAGCUGGUCAGGGUGGAGCCAGACCUCCUAAAGAAGACCCAAAGUGAAUAGAGUGUCUUCAGAGGCUGGAAAGAGGAGAAUGGAGUCUAAUCAUACGGACACAAUAUUAGUCGUGCAUAGGGACUUUCUUGACGUGAUCACAAUCUAUGACAUCUCAUUUGUUUUUGGUUCACUUUUUAUUGUACCCAACAGGGAUGACUUUCAUAUUUGCUCCUCCUUAACAUACAAAUAAGAAAAAACUAAACAAAAAGAAAUUAAGCUCUUGAAACAUGCUGCAGGCUGACUGGUUAUUCUAGACAUGUAUGUUAAUGCUAUUUGCUGUUUGUUGUUAGUUUGAUAGAUUGAGUGGCUAUAGAAUAUAAAAGGUCUAAAUAAUCUUUGUUAUUGAGAUGAAAUGUCUAAUUUAAUAUUUGCCAUGUAUGAUAUGCACAUUAGUAGGUAUGUAACAGGAAGUUGUUGGCAGGAUUUGUGCUUUAAUUGAUGGUUUUAGGGAUGUAAUGUGCACGCGUGAAACAAAAAAUAAACAAGUAGGCAAGGUAUGUGUCUACAGAAGAAUUAAAGAACAGGAGGAGAGGAGAGGAGAGUGGGAAUGGACUAAGAAAAUCUCUUCCUCAACUAAAGAGUUUACAAAAACUUUACCCCUGGUAUGCAAAUCAUUUACUGCUAGUCACUCAUAGUCAAAUGUAACAAUAUAAUCUAAAUGACUGAAAAUAGAAGCGUUAUGUCUGAUAGAUUAUUUUGGAACAUUAAAAAACUGACAAAUU